This is a messenger RNA of Colletotrichum destructivum, 2644 nucleotides long. RefSeq names its product Putative ankyrin repeat-containing domain superfamily. Lineage: Eukaryota; Fungi; Ascomycota; Sordariomycetes; Glomerellales; Glomerellaceae. The transcript has 2 exons. Bases 181 to 2277 code for a protein of 698 amino acids. Gene Ontology annotation, molecular function: protein binding. The record is from RefSeq and is a predicted model, not a curated record.
UCCCACCGCGCGCGACCGGACACAUCAGCGGGGUCAGGUAUCCUUGCUCCCCUCUCAUUUAACCAUAAAUCAUUGUCAACCACUGGUGUUUGCUAUUGAGGGCAUUCGCAGAGCGUGGGGCCGCUGAUAAACUUGAAGAACCAUCCCCCCCCCCCAAAUACCUGAUCGCUUGUUGUGACAAUGGUGGGCUUCUCCUCCGCCGCUAUAACAUCAACCUGUGACGACAUCUCCCACCGAGCCGUCUCGACGUCGGCCGAGCUCGACGGCCUGCUCAAGGCCAUUGACCCCGGGAGCACCGCUGCCCAGCACCUGAUCUCGUUCUCGGCAAAGCUCGACCAGUUCAGAGACACCACGGAACGGCUCCGGGCGUGCCUCGACGGCGCGUCGGCCAUCUCGCCGGGCCUGCGGAAUGCUCUUACCAUUUCUCUCCAGCCAUGCGCGGACGCGGCAGCGGUCGUGGACAAGCAGAUCCGCAGGCUCGACCCGGGAAACGUGACGGGCCUCAACGCCGACGUGAUCUUGCAACAUGAGAGCUAUCACAUGGCGAACACCCGCCUAUUCGCACAGUUCAUCCAAGUAGUCCAGAUGCCCACGGUUGCCCAGCAGGACUCCAAGCUCUCAGCACCCGACGGGCAUCGGCUGCUGGAAACGGCCGUAGAAACAUCUCAGAUCGUCCUCACGCGCAGCGACAUUCUUCAAGUCACGGAAGAGUCCAGCAACCUGGCCAUCAGAAGUGCGGCAAACGCAGGAGGGGCUCAGGACACGGCGGAUGCACCCCCGCCAGACUAUCUCACGGGCAAAAGUGGCAAGGGGAAAAGCAAGGCCACCGGCCAGUUUUUCUCGUCCAUCUCCAGCUCCUUCAAGGCAAUGACGGCCGGGUUGCGAGCCAAACCAGAGCCCAUGGUCAUCGCCAUGUGCCAGGCAGCAAAGAGCGGUGACGUGGGACACCUCAAGGGCUUCGUCUCGCAAGGGGUCAACAUCAACGGCCAGAACGAGGAAGGGUACACGCCUCUCAUCUGCGCCAUCCGCGCCAACCAAAUCCAGGCCGUCGAGUUUCUCCUCAAGUCGGGGGCGGACCGAUCAGCAAAAGACUCGUUCAGCGGGAAGAAGAAGCCGCCGCUGUUCCACGCCGCCGAGUGCGGUCUCCUACCGGUUGCCGAGCUGCUCAUCAACGAAGGCGCGGACAUCAAGGAACGCUCGUGGUCGAGCCAGCCCUUCUUCAUCGAGGUCGCCAACAGCGAUCGUCUGGACAUCAUCAAGCUCUUCCUGACCCGGGGGUGCGACCCCAACACCGCGGCCAUCAGCGGGCGCACCAUCUUCAUCCAUGCCGUCCAGGCCGGGAGCCUUCCGCACAUGAAGCUCCUGCAGGAGUUCGGCGCCGACGUGAACGCCCGCGACAUCACUGGCCAGCCCACGCUCCACAUGGCCCUGGGCCAGAACCGCAUGGACAUGAUCUCCUUUCUCCUGGAGCACGGCGCGGACCCCAACGUCAUGGAUCUGACCGGCAGCACCAUGAUCGUCUCGGCGUUGCACAGGAAGAAGUACGACCUCGUCAAGCUGCUCCUCACCCGGGGCGCCGACCCGAACGUCACGGGCAUCAUGGGCAAAGGCGUCCUGUGGACGAUGCUGCAGAACAAGGACAUGGAGGAAGGCAUCAAGGUCGACCUCGUCCGCGCGCUCCUGCAGCGGGGGGCCAACCCCAACGAGGUCGACAACUGGGGGGAGUCCAUCAUGAGCCUGGUCAUCACGCUCGGCAGCACGGAGCUCCUCCGGACGUUCCUCACGCACGGCGGCAACCCGAACAAGAAGAUCAAGGACGACACGUUCCUCCUUUACGCCAUCGGCCAGGGGCGGCACGAGGACGCGAAGCUGCUCCUGACGCACGGCGCCGACGCCAACGCGGCCGACGGCAAGGGCAGGACGCCGCUCGGCGAGGCUAUCCAGUCCAACAGCCACUCCCUGGUGCUCACGCUACUCACAUUUGGCGCGGACGUCAACAAGAUGGCGAGCAUCCGGCCGCUGACAAUGGCGCGGCUGCUCCAGAACCCGGAACUCACCCAGCUGCUGACAGAACGGGGAGCUCAGGCUCCCGAGCCGCCGAAGCAGGAGGUCAUGCCGUCUUCACCAGCGAGUCAUGGCCGGCAGGACACGAGCUCCAGACGGCACAGCCGUCCAGGACGUGAGGGGUCAGAGAUGCCGCCGCCGUACACGGAAGCUAGCGUUCCCGAGGUAGCUGCAGCGGUGGGAUCUCCAGUGAGCGGGAGAAAGCUGGUCUAGACCGAUUCAUCCGAACCGUCGGUGAUAGUCUCGGAACGAUUCUGCACGUUUAAUUCACUCUCAAGGGCGUUCAAGGUGUUUCGGUAUACAUGGGAAGGGUCCAGAACUUACAAGAGUUCCCAUAAUGAAGAGUCCAUGGAUUUGGAUCGGGUUUAAUGCAGUAAUACAUACAUCAACCCCGGUUUCAUUCCACGGCGCCUUUUCUUCUUUUUGUGAGAGCAACGGAUGAUUGUAUUACGCCGGUAAUGACUGUUGUAGUUGAGCUCUUGGUUGCAUCCAUUCUGUUUUGGCCAUUAGUCAGUCAUAUACCCGGCAUUGUACGUUCGUUAGCAUGUACUUCUAGAGGACUUACCGAGACAUGUAGCAC